Molecule: messenger RNA, 399 nt
Organism: Trichoplax adhaerens
Lineage: Eukaryota; Metazoa; Placozoa; Uniplacotomia; Trichoplacea; Trichoplacidae
Exons: 3
Biological process (GO): negative regulation of protein tyrosine kinase activity; intracellular signal transduction
Cellular component (GO): cytoplasm
Molecular function (GO): protein kinase inhibitor activity
Source: RefSeq, a predicted model, not a curated record
GAACUAGAAAAGCUGAAUGCUUUAGCUUCGGAGAUAAAUCGACAUGAGAAAAUAUUGGAUAAUGCAAGAAGUGAUUUCGAAAAAUCCCUUAAAGAAGGUACGAAGAAGUUAACUGAACUAGCACAAGAAUUAGGUAGCUGCAUUGCAAAAUCAAGGCCCUAUUAUGAAACAGCAGAAAGAGCAAAUGCGCUACAGCAUGAAUUCGAAAAAGCAUCACUAGCCUAUGAAACGGCAUCAACCGUACAUGAAGCAGCUCGCGAGAUGAUUGCAGUAGCUGAAGAAAACUUACUUAAUAGGUCAGAGUCUAGCUUUGAUGGAGCCUGGCAAGAUAUGGUCAACCAUGCUAAUAACAAGGUUAUUUCUACAUACAUCGCUAAAAGUUCAUAUACUACUAUUUAA